AUGUUUUCAUUACGCACUCUGCCAGCUCGAGCGGGCAGGCCUUCGAUCUGCGCAAAGUGUCUGCGUCUCAAUCGCAUCUCCGCACGACCCCUCUCGCUCCUCUCUACGAACGCCUCUCGGCCUUCUGCGUACCAAAAGCCCCCCGCCAAACCUCACCCAUCUUCGAUUCUCAUCCCCUCACGAAACUUCGCCACAAAAUCCACAGCGGAUGAGUUGAUAGAGAAUAUCCAAGAGCAGUAUGCUACUGCCCGCGACGAGUUCGAAAUCGCCACCGAGGAAACGGAGAAGAAAUCUGUGUAUGCGGCCGAUGACCGCGCUGCGGCGAGGGAAGAGCUGGAUAAAUUGAAGGAGAUGUUUGAAGAGGCUUUGGCUGGAAGCGAAGGCGAGGAGGUCCAGAGGAGGGUUGGGCAGAGGAUUAGGGAGUUGGAUAAUGCCGUUGCGGGCUUGGAGAAGGCUGCUUCAGAGGAAUAA
Hyaloscypha bicolor E is the source of this 471-nucleotide messenger RNA. RefSeq lists its product as uncharacterized. The record is from RefSeq and is a predicted model, not a curated record. The transcript has a single exon. Bases 1 to 471 code for a protein of 156 amino acids. NCBI's taxonomy places the organism in Eukaryota, Fungi, Ascomycota, Leotiomycetes, Helotiales, Hyaloscyphaceae.